This is a messenger RNA of Chenopodium quinoa (quinoa), 1133 nucleotides long. RefSeq names its product VQ motif-containing protein 31. The record is from RefSeq and is a predicted model, not a curated record. NCBI's taxonomy places the organism in Eukaryota, Viridiplantae, Streptophyta, Magnoliopsida, Caryophyllales, Amaranthaceae.
CGUCUCUGUUGCUUCCCUUGCUGUUUCAUCUUUUUGUCUCUCCUUUUUAUCUCUGUCUCUCUUCCCUCUCUUUGCUUCCUUCUUCCUCCUCAUUCUCGGUUUUGGAUCAUCGUAUACAUUCCCGCCAAAUGCAGGCAUAACUUCGGCUUCCUAGGCUCCCGGUUUUUUCGAGCAGUUUUCGAGGUACGCCCAAUCAGAACUUCUUGCCUGUCCGUGAAGAAAGGAAUGAGAAUUCAGAAACCGGGGUUACCAGAUAGAGGGUGCUCUGCGUUUGAUGCACCGGACAUGGAGGUGCCAACAAAAAAAACUGUGAAUGAUUCAAAGGCGUUAACAACGUUUGUGCAAGCUGACACCGAGACUUUCAAGGAUGUUGUCCAACGGCUUACAGGAUCGUCAGAAGCAGCAGCACAUGAAGUAACGACUGCAAAAGGUAACAUUGGUGUUAAAAAGCCAGAAUUUAAGCUCCAUGAAAGGAGACAGUACAAGGCCAAGUUGGAGAUAAUCAAACCUCCUUUGAGUAUUAAGCAAGGAGCAGCUGUUAUGCAGCAAUAUUAUCAGGAGCAGCAGCUUCAAUCAUCGUUAGAGCAACAGAAAUUCUCUCCCUCUGCAUCAGGGAACAAAAAUCGCCAAACAAGCCCUAUGACCACCCCAACCAAGUGUUUCUCAAGCCUGUCUUUAGGAGAAAGCAGAGGUGAACCAGCGGCUUCAGACCUGAAUACACAAGAAGAAGAGAAAGCUAUCAGAGAGAGACGAUUUUACUUACAUCCUUCCCCAAGAUCAAAACCUGGGUUUAAUGAGCCAGAAUUACUCAGCUUGUUCCCUCUAACAUCUCCCAAAACAGGUGAAGACUGAAGAGUCAGGAAUUAGCCAGGUAGCACAUGAAAAGGCAGAAUGCUUUCCUCUUAUCUCCUCUUUCUGACUUCCCGCUUUUAUUGAAUCUUUUCCUCACCCUCUCAGGAAUAGACUCAUUAACAUAUUUCUUGUUAGGCAAAAAUUUAGAGGAUCUCCGUACAAUCACCUAAUUGAAUUCAGCAGAUAGUGAUAACUGGAUAUUUUUGUAACCCGCUGCUUAACCCAACUCCAUGUAAUCACACAAUAUUAUACUUGAGAUAUUUGAGAGUUAAAUUUUCUUA